ACACCCAUCAAUUCCCCAAUAUGUCAGGUAGUGUAUUGUUUGUUGAACCAUACUAUGGUGGAUCACACAAGCAAAUGAUGGAUCUCUUAUCAAGGGAGAUUGGGGGCGUGGUUUAUUCACUACCUGACACAAAAUGGCAUUGGAACAUUAGAACGUCUUCUCUUCAUUUCUCACAAAUUAUCCCACGGGACCAAAUCGGAUUAAAGAUAUUGUUCACUAGCAGUGUCCUUAAUUUAUGUGAGCUGGUUGGGUUACGUCCCGACCUCCUGGGCCUACAUAAGAUACUGUACUUUCAUGAGAACCAGCUGGUGUAUCCAGUGAGGAAACAGCAGGACAGAGACUAUCAAUAUGGCUACAAUCAAAUACUCUCCUGUCUUGUUGCUGAUAAAAUUGUGUUUAAUUCUCAUUUCAACAUGAGAUCUUUCCUCAGUAAAAUAAACUCCUUUCUCAAGAUCUCUCCCUCUCUCUCCUCAUUACCAAAUGACCUUACUGAUCUCAUUCAACCAAAAUGUACAGUUCUCUAUUACCCAAUUGAAGUACCUGAUCAAUAUGUGUACACUGGAUCACAUGAUGAGAGGUCACAUGAUGAGAGGUCACAUGAUGAGAGGUCACAUGAUCAAGUACCUUUGGAAAGAGGGCCCCUUCACAUUGUAUGGCCACACAGAUGGGAACACGACAAAGGGCCUGAGGAGUUUUCAGAAUUAAUAAAGAAGCUGCUUGAAGCAAGACUGGAGUUCCAUCUCUCGAUACUUGGUACCCAUACUCAGGAUAUCCCCGUUUGUUUGUCUGAGCUGUUUAAACUGUUGGGAUCUGAUGUGCUCCUUCAUCACGGCCCAGUUGAUAAAGAGGAGUACUGGUCCAUACUGAAAGGAGCUGAUGUUGUCAUUUCAACUGCUAAACAUGAAUUCUAUGGAGUAGCAAUGAUUGAAGCAACAAUUUGUGGAUGCUAUCCUUUAUGUCCAAAUGAUCUUGUAUAUCCAGAGAUAUUUCCAGAGGAUUGUCUCUACAAUACUCCUCAGCAGUUGUUUAAGAAAGUAAAGAAUAUGUGUCAGAGACCAUACCUUGCUAAACAUUAUAGACACAAAAUGUCUUUCAAUUCCAGUCUAUAUCAAUGGAAAUACCUUAAACCACUGUAUAGUUCAUUAUUUAGUUAAUGACCAUAAUUCCAUGAAUUGAACUGAAA
Messenger RNA from Amphimedon queenslandica, 1183 nucleotides. Its product is annotated as glycosyltransferase-like domain-containing protein 1. The record is from RefSeq and is a predicted model, not a curated record. Gene Ontology annotation, molecular function: glycosyltransferase activity. The transcript is spliced from 7 exons. Lineage: Eukaryota; Metazoa; Porifera; Demospongiae; Haplosclerida; Niphatidae. Bases 21 to 1154 code for a protein of 377 amino acids.